AUGGAUGUCAAGAACGCCUUCCUCCAAGGAGAGCUCGAUGAGGAAGUCUACAUGACUUCACCACAGUGUCUUGAGCAUAUUGUCAAGUCGGGAAAGUUUCUCAAGCUUCGGAAACCGAUUUCCGGCUUGAAGCAAUCACCGAGAGUGUGGUAUCGAAAGUUGAGCAUCACUCUUCUUGACCGAGGCUUCAAAAGAUCAGAAGCCGAUCACACUCUCUUCACCCUACAACGUAAGGAAGUUAUUGUAGUCAUUCUCAUUUACGUGGAUGAUAUGAUCAUCUCUGGGAAUGAAAAGGUAGGGAUUCAAGAGACUAAAUCAUAUUUGCAAUCUGUUUUUGAGAUAAAAGAUUUGGGUACACUAAAGUACUUCCUUGGGAUUGAGGUUUGUAGAGCAAGAAAAGGUCUCUUUAUAUCCCAAAGGAAGUACAUACUUGAUCUCUUGAAUGAAGUAUGCAAGAAGAAUGCUAAACCGGCUAAGACACCAUUGGAGGAUUCAUACAAAACGCAUCAAGGAGAGAUCGGAGACAAUGAGCUGUUCCACGAUCCCAAACUUUAUCGCCAAAUAGUGGGUAAGCUCAUCUACCUUACUCUUACUGGGCCUGACAUCUGCUUUGAUGUGAAUCAGAUUAGCCACCACAUACAAGUUCCAAAGAAGUACCAUUGGGAGAUGGUGGAUCGGAUUCUGAGAUAUCUCAAAGGAACAUCCGGCCAAGGCAUAUGGAUGAGAUGCAAUGGGAGCUCCGACAUCGUUCAUUACUGUGAUGCGGAUUGGGCCAGUGACCGUGAAGAUAGGAGGUCCACAACCGACUAUUGCACCUUCAUUGGAGGCAACUUGGUGACAUGGAAGAGCAAGAAACAAAAGGUGGCGGCCUGCUCAAGCGCUGAGGCCGAAUACCGAGCUAUGAGAACACUGACCAAUGAAUUAAUGUUGCUGAAGAUGCUGCUGUUGGACUUGGGAAGAGAGACUCCUACUCUUCGAAUACUUUUAGAUACAAUAGACCAUUGGCUCUUUUGA
This is a messenger RNA of Microthlaspi erraticum, 1014 nucleotides long. NCBI's taxonomy places the organism in Eukaryota, Viridiplantae, Streptophyta, Magnoliopsida, Brassicales, Brassicaceae. The record is from the annotation of a GenBank genome assembly.